CCGACUGCAAUCAGCCUGUCGUCAUCGCACGCAUUUUUCAGGCUGCACGCUUUUCUCGUGGGCUUCGUUUCAGUUCAGCGCGGCAUCAAUUUCAUGUGAUUGGAUCACAAAGGCUAACGUUAACAGAGUGCGGAAACGUUCAACAAUGUUCAGACCAUCAGACAAGAAGCUAUUCCUUUGUCCUUUGGCAAUUAUGGUGGUGUUGAUGGUGUACCAAUACAGGUGGCAAAACAGUUCAUGGACAUACUUUGGAGGCGAUCCCAUGCAUCUGCAAUCUCUUCCUGAGUACAGGAACAAGAGGCAGCACGACAAGUGGCUGAUUGCGUCAUCAUUUACUGGCGAUGACGUCAUCAAGAUACCCGGAUGGAGAGUACUGUUACUUGUCAAUACUAGCCUAUCACAAUCUGUGUGCAGACGCCCGUGGUGCAUUACUCUCAGCUCAACUCAUCCCCACUUGCCCGCUGACAUUGUUGUCGAUGAUCUGUUCCACAAGAAACAGGCUUACCUUUAUGCUAUUUCCAACGGCGCCAAACACAUGUGUGUGAUCCGUCAUUUGAAUACCUGUGGAUUAGAAAUGCUGAAGAGAAUGUCUGACAACAUACCGCAAACAGGAUUAGUUCUUAUUCGCAACGAAACGGUAUUCGAUCCCCAUGUAUUAUUUAAGCCACCAAGUAACGAAGCAAUGUCAUCUUUGAAUGAGUUUUACAUUGAUGAAAGUGCAAAUCCAUUGGUCAUGUCGGUGUUUAAUCCUCUACUGCCUGAAAUGAAUAUGGGAGGGCAAUGCAAACGACCAGUAUAUUUUGAAUCAAUAAAACAGCAUGCUCCUAUAUUUCUUCAAGUAAACACAUUUGCUUCACUUAGUUCGGAUGUACUGGCAUUCCAUUAUGAUGCAUUCUGGGCACUCCCUUUAUUGGAUGUCGACAAAGGAGAUUUCAUAAUACAACGUGUCUUAUGGUAUUUAAAUGGAAGAGUAGGAAUCUAUCCGUUUCCUGUACCAUCACAAUCAAGGAUAGCCCACACUACCUCUUCAAACUGUUUGGUUGACUUUCUACAUUCCUGGGACUGUACCGGUAACCUAAAUGUGUUAGAAUGCUUGGCUGAAGUGGUGAAACUUCUGAAAGAUAAUCAACUCCUCAGUUCGUAUGAAGCCUUUUUGGUAAUUGAAUGGCUUGCGCAGUUAAGGUCAAUCCAAUAUAUAAUUCCCAAACGAAUCCCACAACAAAGAUCCCUUGAUUUAAAAAAAACUACUUUGGGAAUUAUCGCUACUCCAAUUAAUUCGACUUCUAUGACAGACACAUAUCACACACGUCUGAAAGCUGUCUGUCCAAAAACUGAUAUAAAAUUCCCAGAUAACACAAAAAAAGACAUAGCGCUUAUAAUAUCCUUUAACCAGCCAUUACUGUAUGCCAAUAUUCCAUUACUAGAAGCCAUGUAUCGCCCUUACUUCAACAAUAUCAUUUUCUGUGGACCCGAAAUAAAAAACUUCACAUCCUAUGUUCAGAAUGCAACCACGGGGUAUUUCAUAUACAUGGAACUCUUCAAAAGAGACUGGCACUACAUGUAUGAAUGUAUCAUUGAAGCAAUGAAGCUUAAUGUCGAUGUGAAAGGAUUCUUACAGAUUGGAGAUGACACUCUGAUUAACCCUUGGAACAUUGACACACUGCCACGUGAUAAGAUCUGGCUGCAUACAGGUGGCAGGCGCGAAAAUGUUUCUCAAAAGGAUAUCAAUCCCAUGUGGAUUUGGUGGAAGGAUGGUAAACCGAGGAUACUAGCUGUCAUUGAUGACAUAAGAAACAUGUCACUGUUGAACUCAACAAGAUCUUUUGCAAAUCGUUUUCUUCACAAUUAUAUGAACAACUCUAACAAUUUUACAACUUUGACCAUUCAAGGCUGUGAUUUUAUGUACGUACCUGCUUCCUUUAAAGAUAAUUUUACACUUGUUGCUAACUUGUUGUUGAAACACGAUGUCAUGGUGGAAAUAGGAUUUGCCAACGUUGCUUAUGGACUUCAAAUGUGGAAAGACAUUCAUUUUGUGAAAGAUGGCAGCCUUUGGCAUAAUAGGGAACAAUAUACAAAAUAUUAUAACACCAGAGAUAUUUUUUUACAUCCUUUCAAACUUAGGUAUGACCUUUCUGAAGAAGUAGGAAGACAGUUCUUCUGUGGCACAUAUCUCAAUGCAUCAGCAAGAGUAGGGUGAAAGGAUAUACUUGCACAUACAAUGUGCGUGUGUGUAUUUCACUAACUGGCUGUUGUACUUCAAGAGCUCGUGUCUCAGUAUUAUUGCCAACUAAAUCGACAUGUACAUGUACCUGUCUUGAGGUCGGAUAACAAAGAAUUAAUGAAUAUACUCGCCCUCUGUUCUCAAUUCAAAUUGUGUUAUGCACCUCAAUUGUUUUUUAAAACUGCAUUCAUAUUGAAUAACUAAAAGUAAACAAUGAAGACCAAAGCAAAAUACUUUCCAGGAACUUGAAGUGAAUGUUAUUUAUAAAUCCGAAGGGUUUAAUUCUGCAAAAUUAUGUUUGACACUAUUGAAUUCAAAUAUUCAAUUAUCCGCCUUCAAAAAUGAUCACAACACCUUCUGUAAGUGUUUUUUUUCUCAUAAAAUAUAUUGUGGCAGUAUGUAGUGCAAGUUCAUUUCUGGUGAUUGGUACAGGUAGUUUAUUGAAGCGUACUUAAAAUGUCAAGUGCCAGCGUUUCCAGAUUUUGUUGACGGUUUGUGACAACAAGACCAUUUGGGUUAUCCGCCCUUGUGUAUUGACACUUGGAUAGACUACACUAUUUGCGAAAUUUCUAAAAGGCUGGCUGUACCUAUAUAAGAGCAAGUCGAUGGCAAUUCGAAGCCCUCUACUAUCUGACAUAACGUAUCUACCUAUUGUACCUGCCCAGUGCGGAAGGGAUACCUAUCGGAAAACAUCGACAUAAUGCCUACUGCCAACACUGUUUCCUGCAUUCAAGACAUUCGAUUGUGACAAAUUUUGGACAUUCCUGAGUGCACAGACAUAAAUAAAUU
Haliotis rufescens (red abalone) is the source of this 3010-nucleotide messenger RNA. RefSeq lists its product as uncharacterized. The transcript is spliced from 4 exons. Bases 146 to 2197 code for a protein of 683 amino acids. Lineage: Eukaryota; Metazoa; Mollusca; Gastropoda; Lepetellida; Haliotidae. The record is from RefSeq and is a predicted model, not a curated record.